UUCUACCCAACAGUUGGUUCUAAGCCAUCGACGGAGCCGGUCGCUCAAUGCGCUUUCGGUCUGGAAUGAAAUAGUUGAUCGGUGCGCAAUUUUCUACGCCCUUCGACCUCAAGUAAUUGUGCAGUUCAUGUGUGAAAAUAGCAAAUUUGCAAGAUUUACCCACUGAAAGUGAAGUGAUAUAAUAUCAUACUCCGUUCUUCGCAUCUACAUAAGUAUACAUAAGAAGCCGCUGUUCGAGAUGUCAUCGAAUCGCCUGAUUAUCUUUGGCCUGCUCUUCCUGGUCACUUUCGGCCACGUGACGUCACAGCGGACGUCACUGGAUGUGGCUCUGAAGAACGUCUACCGACCACUGCGACUCCUGGGCCUGGCCUUCACCGGUAGAUCUGGCGACGAUCCACAAAACGUGCAGCGCGUGCAAAUCGCAGGGAAAACGCAAAAGUCGAAUCCCCGCACCCGAGCCCUGCUGGAGUUCUGCGAUGCGGAGCACGGGCCGGGAAAACGCAGCCAGGAGCGGCCCACCAGUGUGCACCGCCUGCGACCUGGAGACAUCGAUGUGAUUGGGGCGAUGGGCGAUUCGCUGACCGCCGGGAACGGGAUCUUCGCCACGAAUCUGCUCCACGUGACCGUGGAGAACAGGGGCGUCGUGUGGUCCAUCGGGGGACAGUACGACUGGCGGAAGUACCUCACGCUGCCGAACAUCCUCAAGGAGUUCAACCCCAACCUCUACGGAUAUGCCAUUAAGGACGGCAUCUCCACGGACCGCUCUUCCCGCUUCGACGUGGCCGAACUGGCCGCCAUGUCGCGGGACAUGCCGUACAUGGCCAAAGUUCUGGUGCGGCGCAUGCAGCGGGAUCCCAAGGUGAACAUGACCACCGACUGGAAGCUGAUCACCCUCUUCAUCGGCAACAACGACUUCUGCACGGACAUCUGCUACUAUCCGGAGCCGGAGAAGACGGUCGACUGGCACGAGCGGAACAUGCUGAAGACCUACCGCUACCUGCGGGACCAUGUGCCUCGCCUAAUCCUCAACGUGGUGCCCGCACCCAACCUGCGCUUCCUCACCAACCUCUCCGGACUGCCGCCCAUCUGCUACAGUACGCUCCGCUUCGAGUGCCCCUGCCUGGUGGGCAAGGGCAAGGGGCAGCUCGACUAUCUGGAGGGCAUCAUGAAGCGCUGGAUAGCCAAGGACUAUGAGAUUGCCAAUAGGGACGAGUUCAACACAGAGACUUUUACGAUAAACGUGCAGCCGUUCUCGCAGUUCGAGGACUUUCCGCGCACGCGUUCCGGCCAGACGGACACUCGGUUCUUCUCGGAGGACUGCUUCCAUCUCAGCCAGCGAGGACAUGCCGCGGCGGCCAACUCCAUAUGGAACAACAUGCUGGAGCUGCCCGGCGAGAAGAGUGGGUUCGCCACCCAGCUCUUUGAAACCUUCCGCUGUCCCAGUGAGCAGCGUCCUUUCAUCGUCACCCGGGAGAACAGUCGUCCGGAGUUUGUGAUCUGAGACAAAGUCGGGUCUGUUCUCCUCUGUGAAUUACCCCCUGUGAUAUCGCGCCUAAGUCUUUCCAAGUUUGCUAUUUGUUUAUUUGUAGUUUUAAUUAGCCACAUGCUAAGUGUAAAGAUUCGAUGAGAAUCAGAAAGUCAAAUAAAAUGAGAUUCUUGAAUUA
Molecule: messenger RNA, 1664 nt
Organism: Drosophila elegans
Lineage: Eukaryota; Metazoa; Arthropoda; Insecta; Diptera; Drosophilidae
Product: phospholipase B1, membrane-associated
Exons: 4
Coding region: 239-1501 (420 amino acids)
Biological process (GO): phospholipid metabolic process
Molecular function (GO): glycerophospholipase activity
Source: RefSeq, a predicted model, not a curated record